Messenger RNA from Galeopterus variegatus (Sunda flying lemur), 963 nucleotides. Its product is annotated as olfactory receptor 52A1-like. The transcript has a single exon. The coding region runs from base 1 to 963 and encodes 320 amino acids. Gene Ontology annotation, biological process: G protein-coupled receptor signaling pathway. The record is from RefSeq and is a predicted model, not a curated record. NCBI's taxonomy places the organism in Eukaryota, Metazoa, Chordata, Mammalia, Dermoptera, Cynocephalidae. Gene Ontology annotation, molecular function: olfactory receptor activity; G protein-coupled receptor activity. Gene Ontology annotation, cellular component: membrane.
AUGGGAUCCAGCAACAUGUCGUAUCUGAAUCCACAGACAGUGACCCUGAUUGGAAUUCCUGGACUAGAGCAUGUGCAGUUUUGGAUUGGGUUUCCCUUCCUUGGUGUGUGCCUGGUGGCUCUGUUGGGGAACAUCUUCUUGUUAAUUAUUAUCAGUACAGAACGCAGUCUACACCAACCCAUGUACAUCUUUUUGGCAGUGCUGGCAGCCACUGACCUAGGUCUCUGUGUAGCUAUUGCUCCAAAGAUGUUGGCCAUCUUCUGGUUUGGUGCUUCCUCCAUGGCUUUUGAUGCUUGCCUCACCCAACUCUUCUUCAUCCAUGCCUUGCAAGGUGUGGAAUCUGGUACCCUGUUGGCCAUGGCCUUUGACCGCUACAUUGCCAUCUGUGAUCCUUUGAGACACACAUCCAUCCUCACACCUUUCUUUCUAGUUUGGGUGGUGCUGAUUGUGGCAUGCCGGGCAACAGUGCUUGUUGGGGUUUUACCUAUUCUACUCAAACGACUGCAACUUUUUCUCUCCGUGGUUAUUGUGCAUUCGUACUGUGAGCACAUGGCUGUAGUCAAGUUGGCUGCAGAAGAUGUGCACAUUAACAAAUCAUAUGGGCUCUUUGUGGCUUUUGCAAUUCUAGGUUUUGAUAUGAUCUUCAUCUUCAUCUCCUACAUUCUGAUUUUUCAUGCUGUUUUUCGUCUUCCCCAGAAAGAGGCACGACUCAAAGCAUUCAACACUUGUACAGCUCAUAUUGUUGUCUUCCUGGAGUUUUACAUUCUUGCCUUCUUUUCCUUCUUCAGCCACCGUUUCGGUCAUGUAUCACCCUAUGCUCACAUCUUCUUGUCGACCAUCUACUUGCUUGUGCCCCCUGCUCUUAACCCAAUUGUCUAUGGUAUGAAGACCGAAGUGUUCCGCAAGCGGUUUGCUCAGAUUUUAAUUCUGAAGACCAACGCCCAGCAACAAUCCAACAAAUAA